Taeniopygia guttata (zebra finch) is the source of this 1639-nucleotide messenger RNA. RefSeq names its product Rac family small GTPase 3 (gene RAC3). Gene Ontology annotation, biological process: small GTPase-mediated signal transduction. Lineage: Eukaryota; Metazoa; Chordata; Aves; Passeriformes; Estrildidae. Gene Ontology annotation, molecular function: GTPase activity; GTP binding. The record is from RefSeq and is a predicted model, not a curated record.
CGGGGCGGAGCCGGCGGGACACGGGCCCUGCCCCCGGUGCUCGGCGCGGCCCCGCCCCACCCCGCGGGCGGUCACUGCGGCGGAGUCGCGGCGCCGCCAUCGCGGGCAGAUGCAGGCGAUCAAGUGUGUGGUGGUGGGCGACGGGGCUGUAGGGAAGACCUGCUUGCUGAUCAGUUACACCACAAAUGCCUUUCCUGGAGAAUACAUUCCCACCGUGUUUGAUAAUUAUUCUGCCAAUGUAAUGGUAGAUGGAAAGCCAGUGAACCUGGGCCUCUGGGAUACAGCAGGGCAAGAAGACUAUGACCGACUGCGGCCUCUUUCUUAUCCACAGACGGAUGUUUUCUUGAUCUGCUUCUCCCUUGUGAGUCCAGCCUCCUUUGAGAAUGUCCGAGCUAAGUGGUACCCUGAGGUUCGACACCAUUGUCCAAAUACACCUAUUAUCCUGGUGGGCACCAAGCUGGACUUGAGGGAUGAUAAGGACACCAUUGAAAGGUUACGUGAUAAGAAACUGGCCCCCAUCACCUACCCCCAAGGCUUGGCCAUGGCUCGGGAGAUUGGGUCGGUAAAGUACCUCGAAUGCUCUGCCCUGACACAGCGGGGCUUGAAGACGGUGUUUGAUGAAGCCAUCCGGGCUGUGCUCUGCCCGCCGCCUGUGAAGAAGCCUGGCAAAAAGUGUACCAUGUUUUGAGGGCUGAAGCCUUGGUGUAGGCUCAGCAUGCUGUCAUCCUCUGACAGAUUGCAUAUUAAGCUGGGUGUUUCUGAAGGGGGCUGGGAUGUGUAGGGCCCUUCAUCAUGUUCGAAGUCAGUGUUUUUUAAAUGUCUCUUUGAUUUAACGUCAGUGUUGAUGUGAAGGGGCAGUGGGGACAGCAGACCAGCUGGGGACUAUACAGCCCCCAGGGGAGGUACAGCGGGGAAGGCAAGGUAGCUCCUUCAGGCAACAAGCUGUUUUGGCUCUCCCGAACUCCAAGUGGAAAGGAGUUCCUGUUCUGGAAACACUUGUUUGCAACCUGCAGGUGAAACAGGUGGUGAACAUCCUGGUGGGAGUGGGGAGGGAGCUGAUUUCAAUGGUGCUGAAAGACAAGAAUAGCUGGGAGGAUGGUAGGGUCUCCUUGCCCAGCCUGCUGUGGCUAACAGUUAACAAACUGGUGCUCUAGCAGAAUGUUCUGAGACUGUUAAAGAAAUCAUAACCAGCCCUGGAAGGGGUCAAAUGAGAAGCUGAAAAACUAAUAAUUAGGUGCUUUACUGGGUACUAGCCAAACUCUGUGAGUGAAACAGCUCCAUGCAAUCAAUGCAUUUGCCUUUUUGUGUGUGCACACCCUAGGACAGCAUGGUGCUGCUCCCCCCCAUUAGUCUUUGGCAGGGCCUCCCCCCAAAAUCCAGUCUCUGCAGAGCAGGGCUGGGGUUGUUGCCUCAAUUUUUUUUUUUCUACUAAAGACAACACAGGAAGCAAUGAGGUGUCUGCUAACUUCUUUCCCUUCCCACUGAAAAUGCAGACAGACUCAGUGGAUUUGGAUGGAACAGGGAGAGCUUCUGAAGGGUUGUGGUGGGGGAACAGGGUUGGAAGGGAGGUCCAAUUUCUAAUCAUCAUGUAGAGUGACAAGAUAAAACCUUAUUUGGUGCAAUAAACAUUCUCCAUGAA